AUGAAGCUGAAGCAGCAGAUCCUUCACAUUCUCUCCACGGAGAUUGCUAUUGGCACAAGCCUCCAUGGGGAGGUGACUGCGUUCCAUUCUGUCUUUGACAGCUGGGCUCCGCUCUUGCCACACCAGACGGUUCUUGCCGUCCUCAGAUUCUUUGGCGUCUCGGAGCAGUGGCUUGCCUUCUUCCAGAACUUCCUCGAAGCUCCGUUAAAGUUCCUGGACGACGAUGACACGGUCAGCACUCGAAAGCGUCUCCGCGGCACACCCGCUUCUCACGCCCUCAGCGACCUCUUUGGCGAAUCUAUCCUUUUUUGCUUGGACUUUUCCGUCAAUCAGGCGACCGAGGGCCAGACGAUAUGGCGUAUCCACGAUGACGUUUGGUUCUGGUCUAAUGAUGAGACCAAAGCAGUAACGGCAUGGAAGACGAUGGAUAACUUUGCCCGAAUCACCGGGCACCAAGCUCAACCCAGCGAAGACUGGGGCUCGGUCAGUGAGUUGCUUCCAAAGGGUGAGAUCCGAUGGGGCUUCCUCCGACUUUCGUCGACCACGGGCCGUUUCGAGAUUGAUCAGACAAUGGUGGACAAACACGUCGAGGAGCUCCAGAAACAGCUCGUCGGCAGCAACAAGAGCGUCUUCGCCUUCAUCCAGACCUGGAACACGUACGCAGACACAUUCUUCUCCGCCAACUUUGGCACGCCUGCAUGCUGCUACGGCGUCGAGCACGUGGACGAUAUGCUGCGUACCCAUCAGCGGAUCCAAAAGGAGAUAUUCUCGUCCUUUGCCACCUCUUUCAACGAAACAGGGGCAACGAGCGUCGCUGACCAUCUCAAGAAGACCAUCGAGACCCGUUUCGGCAUCGCCGAUGUUCCCGACGGCUACAUCUUCUUCCCCGUGGAGAUGGGGGGCCUGGAUCUCAAAUCGCCAUUCGUGACCCUUCUCCAGAUACGCGAUUCGUUUAGCGAGUCUCCGUCUGCCAUGCUGGAGGCCUUCCACAAAGGCGAGCGUGAGGGCUACCAGGCCGCCAAGGAGCGAUUUUACAGCAGCGAGAUUGAGGAACUGCACUACAGCCUCGCGGACCCGGAUUGGAAGCCCGAAUCGAAGCAGGAGCAGGAGACGUUCCUCAGUUUCGAGGACUACACGCGGUUCAGGGAGGAGCUCCGCUUCGAAGACAAUGGAGUCCAGGUGCAUGAUCUUUUCAGCAAGAUGUUGGUCGAGCCGUCACCCUCCACCUUGUCGCUAGACACGAGUACGAUCAGUUCGGCACUGCGUAACCUGACCGGCAAUCCGAGGCCGAGAGGCAUCUUCUCGAACUGGGCCUCGAUGGAACCGUACUGGCAGUGGGUGACCAUGCUGUAUGGACCGGAAAUUGUGGACCGUUUUGGCGGGCUGAACAUUGUUGAUUCCGGGUUGCUACCGAUGGGCAUGGUCAGCAUCUUUAGGGAGAAACGAGUCACGUGGGAGGGCUGA
Verticillium alfalfae VaMs.102 is the source of this 1464-nucleotide messenger RNA. RefSeq lists its product as hypothetical. The transcript is spliced from 2 exons. Lineage: Eukaryota; Fungi; Ascomycota; Sordariomycetes; Glomerellales; Plectosphaerellaceae. The record is from RefSeq and is a predicted model, not a curated record. The coding region runs from base 1 to 1464 and encodes 487 amino acids.